Molecule: messenger RNA, 654 nt
Organism: Penicillium bovifimosum
Lineage: Eukaryota; Fungi; Ascomycota; Eurotiomycetes; Eurotiales; Aspergillaceae
Exons: 1
Coding region: 1-654 (217 amino acids)
Source: RefSeq, a predicted model, not a curated record
AUGGCAGAACAGCAGUGGACUUGUCAAAGUCAUCCAACAAAACAGCAUGAAACAAUCACUCGGAAGCUUGUCUUUUCUGUGAAUGAUGCUCUUACUGGGAUGGGUCUGGACUGGAACGAUGCAGAAUGGGUUGGAGGUGCUACAUACAAGCCGACCACUGCUAUAGGCAAGGUGCCUGACGAUGCAUUUCUCCCUCCUCCCCGGUGCACAACGCCAGUCAGUGAGAUCGGAUGGCCAACCCUGGUCAUCGAAACAGGAGUCUCGGAAAGCAUGCCUCGUCUCCGCGUCGACGCAGCAAAAUGGUUUUCUGAUUCCAAGGGCAAGGUCAGAAUUACACUGGUGAUCUCCAUCAAGGAUAGUAGUGUCGACGUGGAAAGAUGGCAAUUAGCUCCAAUUGGAGCACCGACUCCUCUCACUCGUGAUUACAUCGCCUCGCUCUGUCGCCGACCCCCCAACAGGCCUCCGCUGUACUCCCAGGACCCCGCUGCCCAGCAACCAUAUUGUGCGCAACAAAUCAUCAUCACCCGACAAGGCGCUACUGGAGAUCUGGUCUUGCCAUUUGAUGCUCUCUACGAUAGAUCCCCCGAACAAGGAGAGCAUGACGUGCUCAUCACGUCUACAGACUUUAUGAGGUUGACACAGAGACUCUGGUGA